This is a messenger RNA of Coregonus sp. 'balchen', 4032 nucleotides long. NCBI's taxonomy places the organism in Eukaryota, Metazoa, Chordata, Actinopteri, Salmoniformes, Salmonidae. The record is from the annotation of a GenBank genome assembly.
UGUGUUUGCUACCCUAAAAGUAGAAGCUGAACUCAUCUCAGAAGCUGAGGAAAAAGUAAAGGAGGGAGAUGAUGGAGAAAAGCCCCAGCAGCCCCCAACAGCCUCUGUGACCCAGCAAGAAGCCCUCAGUGUCCCUCUACCUACAGCUGCAGCAGACAGAGCCAAGGACAUGCAUACAACACCAAGAACACCUGCUAUGCAACGUUUCCACAACACCCUCUCUCUAGUUGAAGCAGAGGUCAUAGAACUCAGAGAGAACAAGCUUCAAGAGGAUGACACUGUCCAGAAACUGAAAGAAGAGAUGAAACAGUUCAGGGAGGAAAGCAGAGCAUCUAUUGCUAAAUUAAAAAGCAGAAUGGACAAACUGAGUCAGACAAAUGAUGACCUCAGAGACCAUCUGAGCACAACAAGAGAGGUACAUUGACACCCUCAACCAGCAGCUGGUCAUUAUGUCCUCUGCAUCUAGAGAACAUGUCCACCAGCUUGGUACAACACAGGUAGAAACUGAGACCAGCAUAACCAGCAUGGCCUCCACCACACAGCCUGAUGACACUGCACCAGCCUCCCAGUCUGAUCCAGCCCAGGUCAGUCUACCAGCCUCCCAGUCUGCUCCCGCCCAGGUCAGCCUACCAGCCUCCCAGUGUGCUCCAGCACAGUGUGCUCAAGCCCAGUUCAACCUACCAGCCUCCCAGUCUGAUCCCGCCCAGGUCAACCUACCAGCCUCCCAGUCUGCUCCAGCCCAGGUCAACCUACCAGCCUCCCAGUCUGCUCCAGCCCAGGUCAGCCAACCAGCCUCCCAGUCUGCUCCAGCCCAGGUCAGCCUACCAGCCUCCCAGUCUGCUCCAACCCAGGUCAACCUACCAGCCUCCCAGUCUGCUCCAGCCCAGGUCAGAAUACCAGCCUCCCAGUCUGCUCCAGCCCAGGUCAACCUACCAGCCUCCCAGUCUGCUCCAGCCCAGGUCAACUUACCAGCCUCCCAGUCUGCUCCAGCCCAGGUCAACCUACCAGCCUCCCAGUCUGCUCUAGCCCAGGUCAACCUACCAGCCUCCCAGUCUGCUCCAGCCCAGGUCAACCUACCAGCCUCCCAGUCUGCUCCAGCCCAGGUCAGCCUACCAGCCUCCCAGUCUGCUCCAGCCCAGGUCAGCCUACCAGCCUCCCAGUCUGCUCCAGCCCAGGUCAACCUACCAGCCUUCCAGUCUGCUCCAACCUCCCAGUCUGCUCCACCUAGACAAUCACCCACAACUGCAAUCUUUAUCGAUUCAAAUGGGAAGUUCUUGGUCCAGGAAAGAUUAUUCCCUAGACACCAGGUGUAAAAGUUAUGGUGUCCUACAACUGAGAGUGCAAUGCAGCUACACAGUCAGACCAGGAUUGACACCCCUGACAACAUCAUCAUCCACACCGGCACAAACGACCAUCGUGCCAAAGGUGAAAAUGUAUCUGGGGCAGUGAGAAGAGUGGCAGAACGGGCCCAGGCUAUGUUCCCAACAACCAAUCUAGUUGUUUCCACCCUCCUACCAAGAAAACACUUCCCAGGACAGUUGAUUGACAAAAUAAAUCAACAGAUCUUGAUCAGGAGAGUGUCAGAACCUUUGCUAAGGACCUUAAGGAUGCAACACUUGGCAGGGACCCACACACACAUCACCCCAGCAGCAGAGACAUUUACAUUUACAUUACAUUUACCUCAUUUAGCAGACGCUCUUAUCCAGAGCGACUUACAAAUAGGUGCAUUCACCUUAUAGCCAGUGGGAUAACCACUUUACAAUGUUUAUUUAUUAUUAUUAUUUUUUUUAUUUUUUUGCGGGGGGGGGGUUGGCUUGGAGUAAAGGGGGGGGUAGAAGGAUUACUUUAUCCUAUCCCAGGUAUUCCUUAAAGAGGAAUCGUGAGGGAGCUUGUUCCACCAUUGGGGUGCCAGAGCAGCGAGCAGUUUUGACUGGGCUGAGCGGGAACUAUGCUUCCGCAGAGGUAGGGGAGCCAGCAGGCCAGAGGUGGAUGAACGCAGUGCCCUCGCUUGGGUGUAGGGACUGAUCAGAGCCUGAAGGUACGGAGGUGCCGUUCCCCUCACAGCUCCGUAGGCAAGCACCAUGGUCUUGUAGCAGAUGCGAGCUUCAACUGGAAGCCAGUGGAGUGUGCGGAGGAGCGGGGUGACGUGAGAGAACUUGGGAAGGUUGAACACCAGACGGGCUGCAGCAUUCUGGAUGAGUUGUAGGGGUUUAAUGGCACAGGCAGGGAGCCCAGCCAACAGCGAGUUGCAGUAAUCCAGACGGGAGAUGACAAGUGCCUGGAUUAGGACCUGUGCCGCUUCCUGUGUAAGGCAGGGUCGUACUCUCCGAAUGUUGUAGAGCAUGAACCUACAGGAUCGGGUCACCGCCUUGAUGUUAGCGGAGAACGACAGGGUGUUGUCCAGGGUCAUGGAACGGGCAGUCCUUCCCCGUGAGGAAGAGCAGCUCCGUCUUGCCGAGGUUCAGCUUGAGGUGGUGAUCCAUCAUCCAUACUGAUAUGUCUGCCAGACAUGCAGAGAUGGGAUUCGCCACCUGGUUAUCAGAAGGGGGAAAGGAGAAGAUUAGUUGUGUGUCGUCAGCGUAGCAAUGAUAGGAGAGGCCAUGUGAGGAUAUGACAGAGCCAAGUGACUUGGUGUAUAGCGAGAACAGGAGAGGGCCUAGAACUGAGCCCUGGGGGACACCAGUGGUGAGAGCACGUGGUGCGGAGACAGCUUCUCGCCACGCCACUUGGUAGGAGCGACCGGUCAGGUAGGACGCAAUCCAAGAGUGAGCCGCGCCGGAGAUUGCCCAGCUCGGAGAGGGUGGAGAGGGCUGGUUCACAGUAUCAAAGGCAGCAGACAGGUCUAGAAGGACAAGAGCAGAGGAGAGAGAGUUAGCUUUAGCAGUGCGGAGAGCCUCUGUGACACAGAGAAGAGCAGUCUCAGUUGAAUGACCAGUCCUUGAAACCUGACUGGUUUGGAUCAAGAAGGUAAUUCUGAGAGAGAUAGCAGAGAGUUGGCUAAAGACGGUCACGCUCAAUAGUUUUUGGAGAGAAAAAGAAGAAGGGAUACUGGUUCUGUAGUUGUUGACAUCAGAGGGAUCGAGUGUUGGUUUUUUGAGAAGGGUUGCAACUCUCGCUCUCUUGAAGACGGAAGGGACUUAGCCAGCGGUCAAGGAUGAGUUGAUCAGCGAGGUGAGGUAGGGGAGAAGGUCACCGGAGAUGGUCUGGAGAAGAGAGGAGGGGAUAGGGUCAAGCGGGCAGGUUGUUGGGGCGGCCUGCCCGUCACAAGUCGCAAGAUUUUAAUCUGGAGAGAGAGGGGAGAAAGAGUCAAAGCGUAGGGCAGUGUGAGCAGGACCAGCAGUGUCAUUUGACUUAACAAACGAGGAUCGGAUGUCGUCAACCUUCUUUUCAAAAUGGUUGACGAAGUCAUCCACAGAGAGGGAGGAGGGGGGGGGGGGAUUCAGCAGGGAGGAGAAUGUGGCAAAGAGCUCCUAGGGUUAGAGGCGGAUGCUUUGGAAUUUAGAGUGUAUAAAAUGGCCUUGGAGAAAACAGAUGAGAAAUUGAAAGGGUGAAAAGAUCUUGGAUUUUUUUUUUGGGGGGGGGGGGGGUUUUUUUUUCCCCCCACUUUUUUUCCCCAAAUUUCCUCCUCUUCCCCUUAAUUUUUCCAUUUUUCCUUUCCUGCCUUUGGCUUUUAAAGCCCUUUGGAGGUGAUUGGUUUUUGCUAAACCGGGAGUUUAAAGGAAACCCCCCCAAAGAAAAAAGGGAGCCCCCCCCAGCCCCCCACUCCAAAUAAAGCCCAACCAAACCCCUUUCCACCCCGGGAAAACCCCAGGCCACCCACCUGAGGAUUAAACCCCACCCCCCAACCCCCCCGCCCAACCAACCCCCCAGCCCCCCCCGGGCCCAGCCCCCCAGGGUAAACACCAGCCCACCCCACCCCCCACAAAGGAAAUCCCAGGAAACCCCCACCCACCCCACACCCCCCGGACCCAACCCCGCCAGAACCAAAACCCCCGGGGCCACCCCCCCACCCCGAAGCCAAAACCCGAAUAG